Messenger RNA from Scomber scombrus (Atlantic mackerel), 1867 nucleotides. RefSeq names its product solute carrier family 5 member 8 (gene slc5a8). The transcript is spliced from 17 exons. Gene Ontology annotation, biological process: sodium ion transport; propanoate transmembrane transport. The record is from RefSeq and is a predicted model, not a curated record. Lineage: Eukaryota; Metazoa; Chordata; Actinopteri; Scombriformes; Scombridae. Gene Ontology annotation, molecular function: organic acid:sodium symporter activity. Gene Ontology annotation, cellular component: membrane. The coding region runs from base 17 to 1867 and encodes 616 amino acids.
UUUGACUUCCACCAAAAUGUCAGGGGACUCUCUGAUAGCUGGCUCCUUUGUGGUAGCAGACUAUGUGGUGUUUGCUCUCAUGCUGGUGGUGUCCGCCGCAGUCGGGGUCUACUAUGCCUGGUCGGACAGGGGCCAGAAAAGCUCCGGGGACUUCCUAAUGGGGGGCCGCAGCCUGACAGCCCUGCCUGUCUCCCUGUCACUGACCGCAAGCUUUAUGUCAGCCAUCACAGUGCUGUCCAACCCGGCCGAGGUGUAUCGCUAUGGAGCCAGUAUCGGAUUUUAUGCUAUCUCCUAUGUAAUAACAAUGGUGGUCACAUCUGAGGUCUUUCUGCCAGUCUUCUACAGGCUGGCCAUCACCAGCACUUAUGAGUAUCUGGAGCUACGAUUCAAUAGAGCAACCCGUCUGCUGGGAACUGGGCUCUUCAUUGUUCAGACAAUCCUCUACACUGGAAUCGUCAUUUAUGCGCCAGCUCUUGCGUUAAACCAAGUGACUGGUAUGGAUCUGUGGGGUGCAGUCAUUUCAACAGGCGUGGUCUGUACCUUUUACUGCUCAAUGGGUGGUCUGAAGGCGGUGGUAUGGACAGAUGUGUUUCAGGUUGGUGUUAUGCUUGCAGGCUUCUUGUCUGUCAUCAUCAGGUCUGUGGUUUUACAAGGUGGAAUCUCCCCCAUCAUUUUAGAUUCACAAGAAGGAGGGAGACUCAACUUCUGGGAUUUUGACACAAACCCCCUGAGGAGACACACUUUUUGGACCAUAACCAUUGGAGGGACCUUUGUCUGGGUCAGUAUCUAUGGGAUCAACCAGGCCCAGGUUCAGAGAUACAUCUCCUGCAAGAGCAUCAAACAUGCCAGACUAUCUCUGUACCUCAACCUGAUAGGUCUGUGCUCCAUCCUGUUGGCUUCAGUGUUUGCAGGGAUGUGCCUCUACUCAGUCUAUAAGAACUGUGACCCAUGGACAGCUAAAAGGGUUUCAGCUCCAGAUCAGCUGAUGCCAUAUUUGGUGAUGGACAUCUUGGGAGACUAUCCUGGCCUUCCUGGACUGUUUGUUGCAGCAGCAUAUAGCGGAUCUCUGAGCACAGUGUCCUCCAGCAUCAAUGCAUUAGCUGCAGUAACUGUAGAGGAUCUGAUCAAACCGUACACUAAGAUGUCUGAGAAGCACCUGUCCUGGACCUCAAAAGGACUGAGUAUCUUAUAUGGAGUUUUAUGCAUUGGGAUGGCUGGACUGGCCUCACUCAUGGGAGGGAUCUUACAGGCAGCCAUCAGCAUCUUUGGGGUCACUGGAGGUCCUUUACUUGGCCUAUUCGCAUUGGGUAUCUUUUGUCCAUUUGCCAAUUCUAAAGGAGCUUUGUCAGGUCUUCUGUCAGGAUUGGCUGUUUCUCUGUGGGUGUGCAUUGGAGCCCAAAUAUACCCUCCCACUCCUGAGAUGAGCCGACCACUGCCACUGACCACUCAGGGUUGUAACUUCACAACUACAAACAACUUCAACUGGACCUCCACCCCUCUGUCAGCAGGACCAAGCCCCUUCACCACAUCCCCUACACAGAUCAGUGAUGGCAACGAUCUACUGGCAGAUAACUGGUACUCAAUGUCCUACCUUUACUUCAGUCCCAUCGGAACCAUAAUAGCUAUCAGUGUGGGACUGAUAGUCAGCCUGUUUACAGGAGGUUUGAAGCUGAGGGUGGAAUCAAGGCUUACUUUAAUGAAAGAAGAUACAACUUUCUAUUACCUAUUCAAGUUUUUCCAAGACAAAGUCAUGAGACGAACAGGGAAGCUUGACCUGACAAAGGACAGAGAGAAGAAAUUUGGCAACACUAAUCGUGCUUUCUGUGACGUUGAGCUGGACUUAACAAAAAGAAACAUUCCCACAUGA